AUUAUAUUAAUAAUAUUGUUUCGAGUAGCAUGUUUAUAUUUAAAAUAAUGAAAAAAAAUACGAAUUACAUGUGUGUCAUUUCCAUAAUAAUUGUGGAGAUGAAAAGACGAGUGCGAAGAAUUAGCGAGAUGAGUGAAAAAAAAGAACAAGAUGUUGAGUAUAGUUUUUUUUCUUCAUUCUUUCACAAUGUGUGUUUAUUGAAGUCGGUUUAAUUUACAUGUGCAACGUUUUGUGAAAAUGAUAUAUUUAUUUUCCUUUUCGAAAUGUGUGUAAUAUAUAUAAAUAUAUAUUCUUAUUUUAAAGAAAUGAGGUACUAGGUAUCGAAUCGUGUAACAAAAUAAAAGGAGUUCAAGUUGUAUUAAGAGAGAGAGAAGUAAUAAACUAUACAUAUUUUAUUCCUUAUAGCCCUUGUGGAGGACCUAAUUUAAGUUUUGUCUUUUUUUUUGUUGAUGUUUUCAAAUUACAUUGUUACUGUGUUUGCGAGUUUUCUCCAGUGAAACUCCUCAGAAAACUGCCAUGGUUAAUCAAACUUGUUUCGCGAACGAUCGUAAUUACUGUAAUUAUAAAAAUAUAUAAACUAAUACCGGCCAAUCUAACUAAUAAUAAUAAUACUGAUGAAAAUAUAUAUUAUAUAAUUAAUAGUUAUUACAAAUUAUACACUUCACUAAUGCUCUUCUCAACCACAAACCCACCCUCUGAACUAAAUGAAUGCAUAACCGUUAUUUUUUUGUUUCGCCUCAUUUUAUAUUAUUUUUGUUGUUUAAGUUACUUUCGAACUUGAUUAAAUCACGAUUUAUUAUUAUAUUAAGUAACAAAUAAUAUUAUAUAUGAAUUAUAUGAACAUAGUUUUGUGGUCUCCUGCUUCCGGUCCCCCCCUUUUUCUUGUUCAAGCCUCCUAUUAUUAUUAUUUAAGUUGUAUUUAAGCAGUGUUUCGACCUUUGUAAUGAACUGUUACAGUUGAGGUUACGAGAAUAAAAUUUUAAAAAAGAGUAAUUUUAUCAUUCUCUUCGCCAAAAUAGAUUAAUUCUAUUGGUGGCUGCAUUUCUAUCUAUCCAUAGUUCAAACGUUAUCUCAUAAGUAGAACAACUAUUUAUGUGAAGAAGAAGGUGCGUAAAUUGGCUAUGGAAAAGAUUGAAUGGGAUAACGACGAUACGCUGAUGCUUAUCCGCGAGUAUGCGAAACAUCCGCUGCUAUGGAACACAAGAGACAAGUGGCAUUUCAAUAAAAUCAAGAAGUUCAACGCUUGGUACAGCAUCGCGAAAGCCUGCAAUGUGAACAUAGACGAUGCGAGAAAGAAGAUGCAAAGUUUGCAAGGUUCGUUCCGCAGGGAGAGGGCCAAGGGAAAGAUAAUCGUUGGAAUCGGAAAAGAAGCAAAGGAAGUUUACAAAUCAAAGUGGUUUGCUUUCAAGCAUCUGUUAUUUUUACUCGACGAGCCGAACGAACCAACCAACAACACCGAAAAAAUCCGAAACGACAUUGAAGAUGUUUCAGUGGGCAUAGAAAGUCCGGAAUACGCCUUGUACGAGGCCCUAAAUUCUAAUAUAAAGAACACCGACAAUUGGAAUCAACACAUUAACAAGGAAAUCGAUCGUUUUGAGAAUGUUGAGGAUAUAGAGAACAGAUUGAAAGCGUUGAAGACUGUUACACCGAAUCCUCAGAAAAAUGUAAAAAAUCACAGAGAAGAGGUGCACAGCUCAUACCAGACGCGUCCGCCAGAGGAUCCGACUAUGAUCUACGCAUCACACCUAACUAAUAAGUUGAAACAGUUCGAAGGUAGAACCCGCUCAUAUCUGGAGCAUGCGAUAAAUCAAUUGGUCUUCGAGGCGGAAAUGGGAAUGUACGACAAUAUACCAUCAGGCACAUACCCACCAGCCAAUCCGAACUUCAUGAAUGGCUCAUUGACUGUUGAGGAUGAGUAGUUCUAAAAAAUGUGCAGUAUAUAUUUAUAAAAAAAAUACACCGUAUAAAUUUAUCUUGAU
Molecule: messenger RNA, 1979 nt
Organism: Nicrophorus vespilloides
Lineage: Eukaryota; Metazoa; Arthropoda; Insecta; Coleoptera; Silphidae
Exons: 4
Coding region: 1122-1919 (265 amino acids)
Source: RefSeq, a predicted model, not a curated record